Messenger RNA from Symbiodinium necroappetens, 4301 nucleotides. The record is from the annotation of a GenBank genome assembly. NCBI's taxonomy places the organism in Eukaryota, Dinophyceae, Suessiales, Symbiodiniaceae.
GGCUUUCAGAUGUUCUCUUCACUGAAUUACAGCAGUGGUUGCAGAGGACACCGAAUAAGGACAUCAAUAUCAUCAUCUUGCAAGAGACACACUGGGAUUUUAGCGGAGAUUGGUCCACCCAGGAGUGGCAUUUUUGCCACACGACAUCACAGCGCAAGGGAAGUGGAGGAAUUUUAAUCGGGAUACGAAAGGUGCUUGCCAAUGCACAGCAGAUCCGAUGGCAUGAAGCGGAGCCGGGCAGAAUUCUGCAGGUCAGAUGCUUUCUUGACAAGCAACAGGUCGAUAUCGUGGGGGUCUAUCAGUUUGCUUUUCUGCAAAAAGCUGGGAUGUCCGAGACCAUCCUGGAUCAGAGGAGACGGCUUUUGGCUAAGAUUGAUAAGCUACUGGCAUCGCUGCCGGUCAGAUCGCAACUGAUCCUAGGAGGGGACUUCAAUGUCACCCUGACCCCGAUGAGCAGAAUCGCUGGUUACGGUUUGCUGCAGAAGGAGUUGUCGGAGAAAGAGAAGGCGGACCAGGAUCUGUUAAUGCGACUGCUCCAACGGCACAAGCUGUCGGCGCUCAACACGUGGUCCAAGAAGGGCACCGCUGCCACAUACUUACACGCCAAGGGCAGGAGUCAGAUCGACUAUGUGUGCGCCAGGCAAGCCGUAUCUGACGGGAAUGCCAAAACAGCGAAACCUGUGGUGACGGCGAUGGCAGGCUGGAGAACCACGGGUCAUCUCCCCCUGGUGGGUUCAAUCCCACAUCGAUGGACGCCAUGGGCCAAGCAGCAUCGAGAAGGAAGGGCGGAGCCCAAGGCAGGGCCCGAUCUCCCACAGUUGGGCUCCUGGACGUCAGAGAACCGGCCAUGUGGAGUCAGAGAGCUUCGCGAGGCAGUGUCGCGCGCGGGUGGAGAAGCGCCGGAACGGCUUGUUCGGCCGGAGCUUGCGCCGGUGACUGAUGAGAUCAAGGGGUGCUGGAAACUACGAAGAAGGCUGCAGAAUGUGCAAACGUUGCUUGGUGCUGGCAUGGUCUUUGUUUUUAGGUACUUUAAGCUUCGCAUUGCUUACAUGAGAGCGCACAGGCAUCUUAAGAGGGCCCUUAGAGCACGCAAACGGAGUCGAACAUUGGCUCUGCUCCAACAAGCAGAGACGGCAGCCUCGAGGCAUGAUAUGCGUGGUCUGUUCGGAGUGAUCAACUUGCUUUGCCCUAGAAAGGGAGUACAGCGUAUCAGACUUCGGGAUGAUGAGGGGCAUCUGAUGAACGGCCUGGAGGAAUGUAAAGUCCUCGCAGCUUAUGCCCGGGAGCUUUUCAUGGCUUCAAAUAGUCCCAGGCUUCCGCUGCUACGCAUCCCAGAGGAGAUACUUGACAUUCGAAAAUGGCAUCAGGCAGCCUCGAAGCUCAAGGCGGAGAAGGCAGCCCCGAAUGCUACCCCUCCACUUCGUAACUGGAAACAGCACAGCAAACUCAUUGUCCCUAUACUCCAUGCACAAGCAGUACAUCAUUUAUGCAGUGAUGAACCUCAAAUUCCUGGAGAAUGGACGGAGGUGCAGCUAGCCUGGUUGGCGAAGCCGGGAAAGUGUCCCAGCAAGCCCUCCAACUUGAGGACCGUGGGACUCAUGGCGGGUGAUACCAAGAUGUUCAUGACUGUCUUAAAAGAGGCGGUGCAGGCUGAAAUCAUGCAGGGCCUAUGGGAUAUUCCGCAAUUUGCGUACCGAAAGAUGGCUAGUACAACGGAUGCCCUGCUCAGGGGCAGUCUCCAUUGCAUACAGGUGCGCGCUCUGGCAGGCCAGGUCAACACAGAUGUUACCACUCGACUGCUUACCGGGGCUCUUCCUGAACUUCAGGGGGGAUUGAUGAUUAGCUUGGAUUUGGCCAAAGCCUUUGAUUGCAUGCCUUUUGGAGUGAUGUAUGAGAGCUUGAGGGAGGUCAACUUUGACAAGUCCAUGGCUGUCCUUCUACUACGUGGAAGCGCCGCGACAGGGAUUAAGCAGAGGUUUGUCAAGUGGGACAGGUUGCCGAUUCAUGAUAAAAUGGACUAUCUAGGGGCCACUCUGUCUUAUGGAGCGAUGGAGAUGCAGACCCUGCAGUUCAGAGCAACAAAAGCAUGGGCGAAUUACACCAAACUCAGGUUUUACGACGUGCGGAUCUUGCCCCUGCCGAGCUAUUGCAUCAACUACUACAAGGCGCUACAAGAAGAACAGAAGGCACCACCGCGGCCUCCCACGGGGUCGAGAACACUGGAGGCCAAAGACAUUGCCAAGUACCAGACCAAGUGCAUUCUUUGCGCGCAGAUGGUGAAGGUCUUGGCUGUUCGCAAACUCUACUCGGAGGGCACUCUUGAUCUUCAUCUGCACUCCAGGCGGGGACCAGCUCUCAAACAACACGAGAAGGAGAAGCAGUACAUGAAGGUGGAACGCAUAGGCAUUAAGGCGAUGCUAUGUGGGCAUGCAUCCAAAUCUGCGCCGAGCGAGGCUACCACGACCAAGCCGGCGACCCCUCCUACCUCGGAUCCGUCCUCAGAGCUCUUGGUCAACAUGGCGCAGGGGGAUGCACCAGGAGCGAGCAGCUCCAUUGGCCCCGGCAGGUCAAACGGCUCUGCGGUGGCCGGAACUCGAUCAGUCAGGCUACACAAUCCACAUAACCUGUGCUAUAUGAAUGCUGGGAUCUUGGCGUUAGUGCAUGCAUUGAAGGACACGGACCUCCCUCGGGGACUACGACAGCUCCGAGAUGCCGCCAUCGAUGGGCAACAGGGCAAUGGCCUCAACCUUGCAACGCAUUUCGGGCUUAGAGCACUUUUCAGAGGAUGGACACUGGAAAACAGGCAGAAGGACGCUGCAGAGUUCACGGGCUUCCUACUCAACAAGGUAGGCUUCGGACACAUGUCGUGGGAAUCUAGGGUGAUGGGAAGGGGAGUCCACCAAGUGAUGGACGCAGGAACAGGCAUGCUGUACUUGGACCUGCCCCAUGGCGACGGUGACCUUCAAGAGCUGGUCAGUGCAUGGUCGUAUCAGGCACACACACAUGCGAUCGUGAUAGAGACAGGCUGCUUUAUCGUACAGCUGGGCAGGUUUCCUCAUCGUGGAAAGUCGAUGAUCCAGGUCCGCUUUGCGCAGGAAGUGAAUGUGCCGGUUUUCACGACAGGGAUUGACUGUGAGUGGGUACCGUACAUAGUGGUGGCAGGUCUGCUGCACUUCGGGGACUCUCCAAACUCCGGGCAUUAUCGCGCGGUGCUGAGAGAGCAAGAAGAUUGGUGGAUAACAGAUGAUGGGGCGGCAAUGACAGCGGAGCUCGAGGUUCCCAUGGAACAGGAGGAGGAGCUACGCAUCUGGGCGGCCUUCAAGCAAGCGGCACCGCAGACCGCGGAAUCUUUGGCCCUCGAGGUGGAUCGCUCUGCCAAGUUCCACAAGCCGGAAGGCAAAGGGGAUUCGAAGGGACCCGAUGCCAAGAUGACGGAUGAAAAGGAAGCGGAGAACAAUCCUGGUUCCAGCCAGGGUUCCCGGGGCAGGCAAUCAAAUGGCCAGGGCUCCAAGGGCUAUGGGCAGCAGGGUGGAUAUCAGCGCUCGCGAAACCAAAACAGCUGGGGCUCCGGACGCUGGAGCAACUGGAAAAAGGACGAUGAGGAUGAAGCCAUCGCCAUGCUCAAGACUUUGGUUGGACAGCUGGCCAGGCUACGCUUGAGGCAUGAGGACUCCAUUAACAUGUGGAGGGCUGAAAGCUCGUUCGUGCUGUUCGUUCGCACUGGCAUUCCGGGCAGUCUUGUGCCAUCCUUGUUUGCUGCGAAAACCGAACGGCAGAAGCUCAAGGAGGAACAGCCGGAGAAGGUCAAACGACCCAUGAGGAACAUGCUGUUCAGCUGCCUCUUGAAGGAGAUGUUUGACAGAUUGCAGCUGCUUCGGGGCGACACCGAGCGCCGGGGAUCAAUGGAAAGGCUGGGGUGGCUGAAGGGCGAGGACUUCCAGCGCCUCCGCUGGGAUUCCAAGUUGAAGAAGAAUGUCAAGGACGAGGAGUCCUCCGUGAUUUCGUACGAGGAUGUUAUGACGAUUUUACAGUCGAUGCUGACUCGAUGCAACACGGUGGAGGCUCUGCUUAGAUUCCAUCCCACCAGGCCGAUCACGGAGCAGAUGCAGGAGGGCACUGUGGCGUUCUUGCUGCAGUUCUCGCUGCAAAAUGACAAUGGAUUGCAGCUCUAUGCGGACAUGAAUCAGCUGUGCCACUGUGGCUCCACGAUGGUCUGUGGAAUCGAGGUGAAAAGGGAGCGUAGCUCUCGCAGUCAGCUGGCCAACCAGAUCAGCCGCCUGUUAAACUCCCUCGAGAAGUAA